UCUCCUGUGUGUCCUCUCCUGUGUGUCCCACCUUGUCCAGUGUCCCUCUCACCCCUGACUGUGACGCGUCGUGUAGGUCACCCGUACCAGAACCGAACUCCUCCCAAGAAGAAGAAGCCUCGCACGUCGUUCACGCGCCUGCAGAUCUGUGAGCUGGAGAAACGCUUCCACCGGCAGAAGUACUUGGCCUCCGCGGAGCGCGCGACCCUGGCCAAGGCCCUGAAGAUGACGGACGCGCAGGUCAAGACCUGGUUCCAGAACAGACGCACCAAGUGGAGGAGGCAGACGGCGGAGGAGCGCGAGGCGGAGCGGCAGCAGGCCAACCGCAUCCUCAUGCAGCUGCAGCAGGAGGCCUUCCAGAAGACCAUCAACCAGCCGGUGGCCCCGGACCCACUGUGUCUGCAGAACAGCUCCCUGUACGCCCUGCAGAACCUCCAGCCCUGGACCGAGAACACUGCAAAGAUCAGCAGCGUGUCUGCCUGCGAGUAGCUGCUGACACGGACUCAGCCUCUGCAGGAGCCUGCAGAG
Messenger RNA from Nematolebias whitei (Rio pearlfish), 528 nucleotides. RefSeq names its product T-cell leukemia homeobox protein 1-like. The transcript has 2 exons. Gene Ontology annotation, cellular component: nucleus. The annotation marks the transcript as partial. The record is from RefSeq and is a predicted model, not a curated record. Lineage: Eukaryota; Metazoa; Chordata; Actinopteri; Cyprinodontiformes; Rivulidae. Gene Ontology annotation, biological process: regulation of transcription by RNA polymerase II; animal organ development. Gene Ontology annotation, molecular function: RNA polymerase II cis-regulatory region sequence-specific DNA binding; DNA-binding transcription factor activity, RNA polymerase II-specific.